Phasianus colchicus (ring-necked pheasant) is the source of this 3073-nucleotide messenger RNA. Its product is annotated as solute carrier family 2, facilitated glucose transporter member 11-like. Gene Ontology annotation, molecular function: D-glucose transmembrane transporter activity. Lineage: Eukaryota; Metazoa; Chordata; Aves; Galliformes; Phasianidae. Gene Ontology annotation, biological process: dehydroascorbic acid transport. The record is from RefSeq and is a predicted model, not a curated record. Gene Ontology annotation, cellular component: plasma membrane.
ACAGCUUUCUAUGCUGAUUUUUCUUCCUGCCAGAAAAUGAGCUGCAAUCUUUUCCUCCUUGCUUUCGUCCUGGGCAUUGGUGGAACUUUCCAGUAUGGGUUGCAGAUCUCCAUUAUCAACUCUCCUGCUGAGUACAUCAAAAGUUUCAUACGUGAGACCUGGCUGAAGAGAUAUGGAUCUUCUCCCAGUGAAGAGAUAAUUACUUUGAUGUGGUCCUUCGUUGUGUCCAUUUACACCAUUGGUGGGCUCCUGGGCUCCAUGUCUGUCAGAUACAUGUCUGUUAAAUUUGGAAGGAAGAAGUCCAUGCUGCUUGCCAACAUCCCUGCUCUGUUGAGCGCAACUCUCAUGGCACUCAGUCGGCUGUCUGGGUCCUUUGAGAUGAUCAUCAUUGGGAGAUUAUUUGCUGGCGUGUGUGCAGGUUUAGGUCUGAAUAUCCAUAUCAUGUAUGCGGGAGAAUGCGCCCCACAGAAGCUGCGUGGGGUGAUUGCCAUAACUGCUUCCACUGCCAUUGCCGUGGGAAAGUUUGCAGGAUUUGCUCUGGGUCUCAGAGAAGUUCUGGGAGUAGAAGCUCUGUGGCCCGUUCUCAUGGCAGCAAAUGCAAUUCCUGCCCUCAUUCAGCUGCUCACCCUCCCCUUCUUCCCAGACUCUCCCCGCUACCUGCUCAUCGACAAAAAGGACAAGGAGGGUUGCAUCAAAGCUGUGAAGCAGCUCUGGGGGGACGGUGACCACAUGGCCGAAGUGGAUGACAUGAUUGCAGAGCAAGAAGCCAUCCGUGGGGAGAAAUCUAAGAGUGUUUGUGAUCUUAUUCGUGACAAAUCUGUCCGUUGGCAGUUCAUCACUCUCUUUCUUGUCUCCUCAUGCAUGCAGCUAAUUGGAGUCAAUGUGGUUUACUUUUAUGCAUACAACGUCUUCUUAAAAGUUGGACUCUCCCCUGCCCAAACCCGCUAUGUCUCCCUGGGAGUUGGGAUCACCGAGAUCCUCACCACAGCUCUGUGUGGCUUCCUCGUGGACCGUGCUGGGAGGAAGGCACUGCUAUGGAAAACCCACACUGCUAUGGCCUUGGCCUUAGGACUUCUCACAGUCACGCUUGCUUUACAGGAUUCUUUCUCCUGGAUACCAUAUUGCUCCGCUGCACUCAUUUUUAUCUUCAUCAUGAGCUUCGGUCUUGGGCCAGCUGGAGUAUUAUGCCCCCUACCCACAGAAAUAUUUAUUCAGUCAUACAGACCAGCUGCUUAUGCUUUUAAUGGUGCUACAAACUGGAUCCAGCUCUUCUUUCUUGGACUUUUGUUCCCUUUCAUGGUGGAAGGCCUUGGUAGUUUUUGUUUCAUCAUUUUCCUGGCAUACUGUCUGUCCAUGGCUAUCUUUGUCUACCUGGUAGUGCCAGAGACCAAAGGAAAGACCAUGCUGCAGAUCAUGGAGGAGUUCAACCGCCUGAACUACCGCAGAAAGAAGGGACAGGCAGCCCUACAGCAGAAUAACUGCUCACUGACAACUGUUACUAGACUUUAGUAACAAACUCUCCACCCCAUAUUCUGUUCUUUUAUUACUCUUGUGCCCAGAAGCCUCACUACACAAAAAAGAUUUUAUUGCUCCCAGACAGAACAAAUGUGUAUUAAAAAAGUAGUGGCCUGCUGUGCAGGGUGCAGGAUGACCUUGGUGGUUCUCUCCAACUGCUGAAAUAUGAACUGAAUUAAAUGCUCAAGGAAGGAAGGAAGGAAGAAGGGAAGGAAGGGAGUGAAGGGGAGAGGGGAGGCAGGAAGGAAGGAAGGAAGGAAGGAAGGAAGGAAGGAAGGAAGGAAGACAGGGAGUAAAGAAAGAAUAUUUUCACUCUCUGCAAGUUGCCAUCUGUGUAAACUGAAAACACAGGAUCAGCUAUAUUUUCUAUCAAAACCAGGACUCCCAUAUUGCAGGACAGUGUGAGUGUGGAAGGCUCAGACAUACAGCAUAGUUGUGAAAAGGAAGAAAAUUAAGACACAGGCUUUCACAUCAAAAUUACUUGCUACUGUUUACAAGAUGGUGCUGCUGAGCUUCAAUCCAGACGAAGUGUUUUGCUUUUUGAACCAGUGGAGGAAGAGUACCACUCCUGUCAGAGGACAUAAUUGCUACGCAGUGUUUUCCCCUCUUACAAUUCGACUUGAGAGCAAGCAUGCAGUUCUCAGUCAACUAGGCCUUUCUUGAGCUGCUUGUGACCAGGUUUCUGUGAGCUGCAGGAUUUUUUUAAUCUUCUUUUUUUUUUUACUUUUUGGAGGGAAAUCAUUGCUACAUCUGAAUGAGAAAAGUGUAAAGGAGUAAAGGAAACACUAUGUUAGAGAAGCAUCCAAGCGUAACCUGCCAUCUCUAGCCAAACUUCUUAUUUUGCAAUCAAAUACAUUAUUUAGAUUUCUGAGAUUCUUCUACUUGGACGUACAAGGAUAGACCACCACUGAAAUAAAGCACGAGCAAAGAAAGCAGAACUGCAAGAAAGCCUAAGUAGGCUAAUCCACUGUGGGCUAGGUUCUCCUACACCAUUAAUAAUGACAUUGGAGCAUGCCUUCAGCCUGGAGUUGUUUCAUGUCAGACAGAAGGAGCACUGAGUUUCGAUGGGAUUCAGUUCCCACGUCUCUGGUACUGAUGAAACAAAGAGUGAUGCCUCUGCUAGAGAACCCAACCUGUGUCUGAGCAUUUGCUCAUCUCUCUAGGUCUCUAAAUACUCUAAUUCUCACUACAAAGUAUGGGAAAAGGGCCUCACUUUUUCUAUUCUUUGCUAUACAGUGUGAAACACAUUUGCUUGUUGUGCUUUGCAGUUUACUGACAAGAAAAUAAAAACGCAGCAAUUUGGCAAACACGUCCCACUGAUCAUGCUGGUGUUUGGCUUUCACUGAUUAAAGAGUCGGGGCCAGAGGAAUGCCCAACUCUGGGACAGUUUUAUCAGGGUGAGAUUUUAUUCUGGAAAUGAAACCUCCACCACUGGCUGUUGCAGAUGCUGUACAAUGCAAUAAAAUUUGCAAAAGGAUCUAAAUGUUGAGGGUAGUUUCUUUUGCAGGCCUAAUCUGCUGUUUGAUCAUCACACCACCCUCUAGCAAGAUCUGUAGCA